GUCUCGCCUGUCACGUAGCUAGGGCGGCGUCCGGCCGGCGAGUGCGCUCCUGCGUGUUCAGGACAGAUUGUUCAUGUGCCACGCCGCGGUGGCGGACCCGGGGGAGCAGCACGGGCGGCGGCUUCUCGCCGCCGGCGACGACGGCGGCGGCGGAGGAGGAGACCGCCGCCAGCAGCAGCUGCCCGCGAUGAUGGAAACCACGCUGCCAUCGUCGUCGCCGUCGCCGUCGCCGGCGGCGUUGUCGCGGGGCAGGCAGGCGCGCGAGAUGUCGGCCAUGGUGGCCGCGCUGGCCAGGGUGGUCGCCGGCUCCGCGCCGCCGGCCAAGAGGCCCCACCAGGCCGUGCAGGAGGAGGAGGCGUGGUGGCCGUACGACGAGCUGGUCGCCGAGCCGUCCCCUGCCUUCGUGCUCGACGGCUACGGCGCGACGCAGCCGCCGCCGGAGCAGUGCUGGCCUCCGGCGGCAACAGAGGCGGCGACCUCGUCGCAGACGCAGUACCGUGCCGCCGCGGCCGACGAGGAGCUAACCUCGCCGUCGUCCGCCGGCGCCGGUGGCAGCAGGGCGGCGCCGCGGAAGCGGUACCGCGGCGUGCGGCAGCGGCCGUGGGGGAAGUGGGCGGCGGAGAUCCGGGACCCGCACAAGGCGGCGCGCGUGUGGCUCGGCACCUUCGACACCGCCGAGGCCGCCGCCCGGGCCUACGACGGCGCCGCGCUCAGGUUCCGCGGCAGCCGCGCCAAGCUCAACUUCCCCGAGUCCGCCACGCUCCCGUCCCCGCCGCCACCAGAUCCGGCCUCGCGCCCAUGGCCGCCUCCGCCGUCCAGGCCGGACGCGCUGCUGGAGUCGCAGGCGCCCCACACCGGCGGCUUGGAGCCGUACGCGGAGUACGCCAGGAUCUUGCAGAGCGCCGGCGGCGACGAUCCUGGUGGCUCGUCAAGUAGCACGUUGCCUCCUCCUCCUCCUCCUGCAGCAGCGUACAGCUUCACAGCAGACGGCGAUACACGACUGAGCAUGCUCUCGCCGCUACAGAGCCGCGGCGCCGGCGCGCCAGGCAACCCCGCGGCGGCGUGGGCGAGCCACUACUACGGCUCGAACCCGCUGUGGCAGUGGGACCAGUCAGGUUGACCGCUGUCAACGAAAAAAGGGCCCGGGAACACAGAUAUUCGGUCAACCGCCUUUAACGCCACGUGGUGAGCGGUCAACGGUUUCAAACGGCGGGGAAGUCGUGGGGCGGCACGAAACGCCACGUGAAAUCUCGCUGUCACUGACAGGUCGGCGCGGGGCCUGCCAAUAUCGGAUGACGCUUUGUGUCGUGGAAAGACGCCGUCAAGCUGCUGUGCGGUUGCCGCGGUCAUCAAACGGCGAGCUCGGUCAGAUGGACGGCGCAAAACGGCAAAGGUGAUUAGGACACCCCGAUCUCUUGGAGUCACCAGCUUGGAGAGAAUCGAAGCCCUGGGCAUGGAUAACUUUCUUCAUUUUUGUUCUUGACUUUAGAUACCAUAUCGUUUGGAUCCUUUUGGAAUUGAAUUCCAUUUUAAUAAUUAUUUUUUAAUACAAAUUAAUUAAGCUAA
Setaria italica (foxtail millet) is the source of this 1566-nucleotide messenger RNA. Its product is annotated as ethylene-responsive transcription factor ABI4-like. Lineage: Eukaryota; Viridiplantae; Streptophyta; Magnoliopsida; Poales; Poaceae. Gene Ontology annotation, molecular function: DNA binding; DNA-binding transcription factor activity. The record is from RefSeq and is a predicted model, not a curated record. The transcript has 2 exons. The coding region runs from base 74 to 1120 and encodes 348 amino acids. Gene Ontology annotation, biological process: ethylene-activated signaling pathway; regulation of DNA-templated transcription.